CUCCCUCUCCGCCUUCCUCCCCUCCCUCUAUGAAUUACUAAUACCAACAUGUUGUCAGGCUAAUGUGGCCGCGAGUACCUGGAGGGCUCGCCUCCCUUUCGGGUCUCCUUGGAGCGAGUUGGGGUCCUCUCCAAGCGCCGACGCCAAGCUCGGGCUGGUAGCUUCCUCCCCCCCCCCAACCCCACCGAAAGCACCCUGCACGGAGAGGGGGGGCUCGGCUUGCCAAGUCUGAUCUGGCUGGUGGAAUUUAAAGAACAUUCUCGUGAUGGAGGGGGAACAGCAGCAGGAGAUGGCUGCAGAACCAGCGCCUUCACCUGAGGCACAAGGAGAUGGGCCGAAAGAAGCUGCGGGCAUUGCGUCAAAUAUUUCUGAUGCAGAUGCUUUAAAAAUACUUUUGGAGAUGAAGAUGAAGAGAAGAAAGCAAAAGCCCACCCUCCCAAGCACCGUGACCGAACUUUCCACUGAAGAGGGCUCCAAAGUAUAUGUUGUUGGCACUGCUCACUUCAGUGAUAGCAGCAAAAGAGAUGUAGUGAAGACAAUACAAGAAGUGCAGCCUGACGUGGUCGUGGUUGAGCUGUGCCAAUACAGAGUUUCUAUGUUAAAAAUGGAUGAAAAGACAUUGCUAAAGGAAGCCAAAGAAAUCAAUCUGGAGAAACUUCAGCAAGCUAUCAAACAGAAUGGAGUCAUGUCUGGGUUGAUGCAAAUGCUGCUACUGAAAGUCUCUGCACAUAUCACAGAACAGCUGGGAAUGGCUCCCGGAGGAGAGUUCAGGGAGGCUUUCAAAGAGGCUAGUAAAGUACCUUUCUGCAAAUUUCAUCUUGGGGACAGGCCAAUCCCGGUGACCUUCAAGAGGGCCAUUGCUGCACUUUCUUUCUGGCAAAAGGUCAAGCUUGCUUGGGGCCUCUGCUUCCUUUCUGACCCAAUCAGUAAAGAUGAUGUGGAGAAGUGUAAACAAAAGGAUCUGCUGGAGCAAAUGAUGGCCGAGAUGAUUGGCGAGUUUCCUGAUCUUCAUCGGACAAUCGUCUCAGAAAGAGAUAUUUACUUGACUUAUAUGUUGAAGCAAGCUGCAAAGCGAACAGAACUACCUCGUGCAUCCGAAGCUGAACCCAGAAGAUGUGUCCCGUCGAUUGUAGUUGGGGUGGUUGGAAUGGGUCACGUCCCUGGGAUCGAAAAGAACUGGAAUACAGACUUGAACAUCCAGGAAAUAAUGAGUGUGCCGCCUCCAUCAACCUCAAGUAAAAUCCUCAAGUUUGCUCUAAAGGCCACAGUAUUUGGACUAGUGGGCUACGGCUGCUAUAGGAUGGGACAAAGGACAGUUCAGUUUAUUCUCUCCAUGCCUGUUGCACAGAACUAUCUUCAGAAACUGGCAGAUGUCAAGCCUCAGCACUGAAUUGGAAGAAGAUUCUGCAAGAAGCUGGGGCAAGAUCUAACAUACGUAAGACUAGGUUGGAAAGGAGUGACUUGUCAAAUUUAACCAAAUUUUGUCCAGAGGUCUCAUUUGAUGCUGAGCUGGAGCAUAACCAGUGGAUCAGUACUAAACGCAACACCAGCUGCAACCUAAGCAUUUGCCCACAAACCUGGUGAAAUGGGCAGCAUAAAAUGACAUGCCAGUAUAGGGUACCUAAAGUAUGUACACAUAUAUAUCAUACUAUUAUGUGUAUAUAGUGCAUUUAUAAAGAUGGUGAUAUAAUGGAUCAACAACAUAGAAUCUAAUAUCCUCAGACACAAUUCACUGGAAACUUCCGUUAUGCAAGCACCUUUGAAACGAAUGAGACUGUACAAAGAUGCAGCUGUUGAUUUAACUGAAGCUGGCACAGGAGAACUUGCUGGUGCAUUGUGUCCCAUGAUCUGUUUUCUCCCCCAGAGGAACAGAACAAACCAUAGGCUAGUUGUGUUCCUAUUAGAAAGCACAGUGGCCCAUUAAGUAUGUGUGCGUUCGGUACAGGUAAAUAAAUACCAGGCUAUCCUUCCUGGUGCCAAGCACCUAUACGAUGACUUAGAAGGACCUCUUCUUACUGGAAAACUUUUAUACUUAGUGGCUUUUUUUAAAAGAGAAACUGCUAAAAAAAGCUUUUGAAAUAUCAGAAACGUGCUGGCUGCUAUCGAUGAAACCUCUUCAUAUCUUUUACAAGCCUUACUUUUUUUAGAAGAAAAAGUUGCCUUCAGCAUUGUAUCCCGCCAAAAUGGAUCACUUUAAAACCCCAACUCUUUUUUUUAUUAAUGGAAAGCUCACAAGUUCCAUUCAAGACUCCUUAUGUUUGGUUAGCCCAACCUGACACCCUCAAGAUGUCUUUAAAUUCAGAAUCAUCUGGGGAAAGUCGGGGAAGGACAAGCAAGAUCGUGCUUUGUCGUUUGGGGGCUUUCCCAAGGUUUUCUCUGUCUCAAAUGAAACAUUGCAAUAUGUCUGCUUUUCUCUCUCUCCUUAAGUUGUUGUUGGGUAACUUCCUUUGUUUACAAGGCACACAGUUCCUCCUAGGUUAGAUUAAUGUCACUGAUAAUUAGUAAACCAAAUCCUUGUCAGGAUAAAUUUCAGUACUGCAAAAUUAUUGAGACUCUUAUCUCUCCUACUAAUGACGUUUCACUUCUCCUUUUGGGGGAAAACAAAUCUGGAACUGUUGUGUAUGUCGUAUUUACCCAUUUACCCUCCCUCGGAUGCCAUGUAAGCUAUUUAUCACAAUUCCAGUGGAAUGUAAUAAAAUGCUGAUUUAAAAGAAAAAAUCAGUGGAAUGUUGUUUUAACAGAUUUCAGUCAGUAUUUUUUGAAACUACCUAGGUUUUGUUUGUAUAGCUUUUAUGCGUCCUUUUCAACAAUUCUACUUUUUUAACAUACACAUUUUUUUAAAGAAACAUUUUGUCAUGUACGUUUUGUAGACAUUUAUAUGCCCUUAAGAUUGCCUUGGAGUGCAUAUUGCUUGUUGCCAUCUCAACAGAAUAUUAAUCGUAAAAAUGCGGUUGUUAAUCUAUCCCGUGGAAAGCCUUUUGCCUUUUAUGCAAUUGUCCAUUGGCUGGAGUAAAGACAAUUUCUGACUUCAGUCUUCCCUGCUCCCUCUUCUUUAGAGAAGGUGGCAUUUGAGGAGCAGAAACUAAACGCUGACAUAGUCCACAACCUGACUGCAUAUUUAGCAAAGCAAACGUUUCCAGAUUAAUACCAUUACAGCCUGUCUUUCAAAAUGCUAUUUUGCAAGUUUCCAUUCACUGGACAUAAUGCAGCACAGAUAAGUGCACUUAGGUCCAGUUGCGGGGAAGGGGAGAUAAACAGGAAAUAUGCACAAUUAGCUGGGUAAUGAUUGUGCCUGGGUUUAGUUCUUGCUUCUUACCAAAAGGAGGCUAUAGUCGUCUUCUUCUUUGGUAUUUUUGCUGAUGAUAUGAUGCUGGUGGGGAAUUCUACAUCUUUUGAUGGGACUUAUGAUGGAUUCCAAAGUUUUAUUUAACUAAAUUCAAGCGAUAGAUUUACAGGGCCUAACAGAUUGUAUUCCCCAACAUCAAUGAAAACAAAUAUCCCUAAAUGAAAUUUGAUGCUGCUUUUUCUGUUUUUGCUUCAUGUAUUGCAAUUAAA
Podarcis raffonei (Aeolian wall lizard) is the source of this 3555-nucleotide messenger RNA. RefSeq names its product TraB domain containing (gene TRABD). Lineage: Eukaryota; Metazoa; Chordata; Lepidosauria; Squamata; Lacertidae. The transcript has 10 exons. The record is from RefSeq and is a predicted model, not a curated record. The coding region runs from base 266 to 1390 and encodes 374 amino acids.